AUGGAGUCGCCGUACCCGCCACAGCUCUCGCUGCCCUCGUCCGGGAACGCUUCUUCGCAGGAAGCUGGCGCCUCUGCCUCCCCGAGCGGGCCGCCUGCGUCUCUCGGCAACAACACGACAGCGACAGACCCCGCCUCUGAGCCGCGCCAAACUCACCGCAAACGGACGCGAACGGCGGACGAGACGAGCCAGGCGGGCUUCGAGUGUGGACCAGAUGGAAUUGAGGCGAGUGGGAGCGUGCUGAGCGAUGACGACGCGCGGCCACGGGGACUGAGCGAAGGAGGCAGGCGCAGUCGGGGUGAAUUGGCGAGACGAUUGGCAGACAGGGCGAGAGUCGACGAGCGGCGAGGAGGAUGGAUGACACGGAGUGUAAGCGACGAGGGCGUCGAAACGACGGCAGGUGAGGUUACGAACGAGCAUGUGGAGAAGCGGAGACGGCUUGAAGGGCUGCAACUCUGCGAAGGAGGCGAAAGGGAGCGGACGCCGACUCGAAGAAGUCGCCCCGCGCCCAUCCGCAUCGACCCCGCCUAUCACUCCUGCCUGCCCUCUCCGACGACGACUACGACAAAUCUGCCUUCCUCACAUCUCGGCGUCUUUCCCACCGCGCUUGCGCAGUCUGUCGAUGUCGCGCAAACGUCCACUCUCUUGCCUCCUCCCGCUUCGCCUCGUCUCCCGCCUCCCUCCGCCGACAUUCCCCAGCUUCCUUUCUCCGCGGCUUCUUCGUCUCCGCCGUCGCUUCGGACGCCCUUCACCUCCGCGCCGCCGGCAGCACGGUCGCCACAACGGCGACGAGCGAAAUCGCUGCCUGCGUCUCUUUGUCCUGUCCACCCUGCACUCCUCAGCCCCACAUGCUACUCGAUACAACGACGAAAACUUUCGACUAGCCCACGCCCGACGAGCGGUUCGUCGCCUGCCUCGGUUGCGGCACCUUUGCCCUUUCCUCCCACCCCUCCGAACCAAGCGUCCGCUCCACCGAAGCUCUUCUCGCAAGAGGAGCUCGUCGCGCUUCACGCGUUCGUGAUCUCGAAGGCGGAAGGAGUCCUCACGACGGCGGGGAUCACGACUGCCUCGCUCGCUCCGCCGAUCACGAAGGACACCUUGCAGGAACUCGACCUUAGCGAGAUCAUGCGCAACCCGCAGCUGCGGCACGACGUCGUCUUUGACCCAAACCUCAUGUUUCGCCCGAACUACGAUGGCGAGAGGGGCGAGCGGAAACGGCUUACGACCGAACAAUACUGGGUUGCAGUUGCGCGCGAAGUCUCGAUUGGCUGCCGUUGUGCGGCCUUUCGCAACAACUCCCUACUUCCCUGCAUCUGCUCGUGCUUCGGCGAUGAGACCCACCCCGUCCACCUCUCGUCUCGCCUGCCCAGUCGCAUUUUCCAGCUCAUCGUGGAGCUGCGCGCCAUCAUCUCGACUCUCCUCCCCGGUUCGCCGACGCCGAACUCGCCCACUCCGUCUUCCGCAGCCACCUUCGACACGUCCUCCCUCUCCGCAGCUCCGUCUUCCGCACCCACGCACAACGCUCGCGAAGCCGUCGCCGAGGUGCUCGACCCCGUUCACCUCACUCAGCAGAUCGCGCACGGCGUCGCCGACAUCGCAGCGCUGGCUCGCUUCCUCGGUUCAACGCUCAAGAUGCACUGUGCGCCGAUGCGAGACGAACUCGUAGAUGCGAUGGUCAAGGUGACGUGCGAGGGCGAGGGGAUCGUCAAGGGAUUGAGGCUUUGCUUCGAGAUCCUCGAGCUCAUGAAGCUGGACAUUGCCAACCACCAGCUUCGCUCGCUGCGACCCUACCUCGUCUCGACCGCCCUCGACUUCGAACGACGAUUCUUCCAGUCCAGUGCCGCCCGCCGUCGUCGCCCGCUCAAGGUCUUCGAGCGAGUCAGCGCCUGGCUCGAAUCGUCUGCCACACGUUUGUCUGCGAAGGGUGCUGCGCCACGGAAACUCGGAGUUGGCGAUGUGGACAAGGUCGUCGCGCAUGGCCUUCUCGACCUGAUCUACCCUGCCCUCGACACGUCCUCUCCGCCGCCCUCGUCCCUCGCCUCGCUUCCCGAGACACUCAUGCUCGACUCGUACCGUCUCAAGGCCUUCCACGCGGACUCGACCGACUUGACCGUCAUAUACCUCCUCGCCAUGCUCUUCCAGCAACUCGCCGUUCCCGCACGCCCGUCGACCGAAGACAUGGAGCGACUCUGCAAGGAGUUGUGGAUCGUCAUGACGACGAGUACCGGCUCGCCAUCGUCGCUCGUCGGUCCAGCUGCAUCCAUCCUCGGGAUCCCUCAAGGACCGCCUGGACACGGCAUCUCAAAGCUCUCGUCGAGCGCCUGGAGGCAAGGGAUGCAGGACGUCCUUCUCCAGCUUGCAGCACGCGCCAAGCAGGUCAACAAUGUCGACGCCCAGCCAGUCUCGCCCGCGCCUCUCCCCAACGCCGACACUCUCAAGCUUGUCACCAGCUACUUCGAGACCAACGUCAAGGCCGACGGAAAGCUCUUCCAGCUCCUUCAGAAGCGGCUGCGAGAGACGAUCGAGUUGGCGGUCGAGGAGGAGUUGGCGAAGGAGACGGAGCGCGGUCCUCUCGCCUUCACCGGCUGGUGGCAGCCGUCGAAGGAGCCUGCGACGAUGACGACUGGCUCGGUUCGUCGAGGCAGCGUCAUCGCUAGCCACAAGACCGGUGCACGACCGGAUGCCAACCUCAUGGCCGCUUCGUCGCCCGUUCGAGGCCGCAAGCGUUCUCUGGGCGACCGCGACCAGGACGUCGAAUCCACCCCGUCGCUCGAGCACGUCGUCGCCGAGAAGCGCCAGCGGACGGAGUUGUCACUCUCGGCGAAAUCGUCUCCUUUCGAGGCCGCCUUGCAGCGCAACGGCCUGACCGCCUUGUCAGGCGAGGUCCGCCUACUCGCCGGUCGGAUCGCAAAGGUGGCCUCGUUCAACAUCUCCGUAUACCGACCCUUGUACGAAGCCAUGCUUGCUCGCCUUCCGCCUUCCGACCUCGCGACCAAUUCGUAG
Messenger RNA from Rhodotorula toruloides NP11, 3003 nucleotides. Its product is annotated as Sok1-like protein. The transcript is spliced from 3 exons. Bases 1 to 3003 code for a protein of 1000 amino acids. Lineage: Eukaryota; Fungi; Basidiomycota; Microbotryomycetes; Sporidiobolales; Sporidiobolaceae. The record is from RefSeq and is a predicted model, not a curated record.